Scylla paramamosain (green mud crab) is the source of this 4623-nucleotide messenger RNA. RefSeq names its product trichoplein keratin filament-binding protein-like. The coding region runs from base 538 to 1443 and encodes 301 amino acids. NCBI's taxonomy places the organism in Eukaryota, Metazoa, Arthropoda, Malacostraca, Decapoda, Portunidae. The record is from RefSeq and is a predicted model, not a curated record. The transcript is spliced from 4 exons.
AUUACUUAUUACUUAUCCCAUCCUGAUUACUGACCUUGAGGAUUUCCUUUAUGUCACCUUUGUUAUAUUCUUAUACCACUCCAAUUCCUCUAUAAGAUCCCUUCUUAAUCUGCGAAUGCAAAAUCAAAAGCUUCUAUAUCCUUUUGUAAUGAACACUUUUCAUGCAUUAUAUUUUCAUUCACCCCUGCACUGACUCCAACCUUGCCAGUGACGUCUGAGGUAUUCACAAUAGUUUUUUGCUGGCUUCUGUUAUUAACCAAAAGCCUUCACAGUGGAAAUAUGCCCUGGCGUGCACCUGUGCUCGCGUCCCUCUCCUGCAUAAUGUUAAUGCAUUACGCUUCUGAACACAAAAAUACCUACCCCAGUCUUUGUAACCCUGUAACUGAGAGUGACGAGCUCCACGCCCUUCGUGCCUGCUUUCCGUUUGAGGAUGGGCGACAUGUUGCAGCCUUACACAGAGGCAAGAAAAUAAAAGGGCAGUGGCAAGCAAAGCAGGGCCAGAAGUCCCGGAGCCCGCCGCGAUAACACGCACUUGAGAUGUGGCGCACAACUUUCUCACUUCACACCUUCAUAACAGCGGUGUUGAUGGAGGCGGGUGGCGCUGCAAGCGUCACCACGUCAGCCUCCAUCUUGAACAUGCCGCAGGAGAUCUCCAUGUCUUUGAUCAUCAACCAGAUGGCGAUACUGAAUUACAUGAACGAGUCUUCCUCCCUCUGUGCGUUCCGUGACAGGGAGCUUCGGGAGAUACGUCUGUGGAAGGAGGAGGCGAAGCAACAGCUGCAGGCGAUGGAGGACAACGUGCGAGGGAUGUCGGAGGACGCGCAGGCGAGCAUACAGAACAUGACGGAGGAAGCAAGGAUAAACCUGCGGGGGAUUGCAGAGGACGCGGAAUCGAAGAUGCAGGCGGUGGAGAAGACGGUGGAGGCGCUGCAGAAGUCGUUGGAGGAGACGGUGGAGGCGCGGCAACAGACGUUGGAGGAGACGGCGGAGGCGCUGAAGCAAGCGUUGGAGGAGAAGGUGGAGGCGCUGCAUCAAGCAUUGGAGGAGAAAGUGGAGACGCGGCAACAAGCGUUGGAGGAGAAAAUGGAGGCGCGGCAGCAGGCGUUGGAGGAGACGACGGAAGAGCGGCAGCAGGCGUUGGAGGAGACGGUGGAGGAGCGGCAGCAGGCGUUGGAGAGGAUGGAGGAGCGUCAACAUACAUUGGAGGAGACGGUGGAGGCGCUGCAGCAGGUGUUGGAGAGGAAGGAGGUGCAGCAGCAGGCGUUGAAGGUGACGGUGGAGGCGCUGCAGCAGGCGUUGAAGGCGGUGGAGGGGCAGCAACAGUCCGAUAGCAGAAGAGAGUGGCACCACAGAAGACAUCAUAGGAGACGGUGGAAGCGUGGCACCCAGAUGCAAUACAAGCUCCCUAUAACGACACCGAGCCGUCCCUCUGCCAAGAUAUAGGCGAAGAAGAAAGCAGUGCUGCACGGGGGAAGGGGUUCAGUGUUGGUCUCCUCUUCCAACGGGUAUUGUAAGUGGUGAGUGGUGCUGCCAAAGAAGACUCGAUCUCUCUUCCACUGGGAGUUCCAGGUGGGAGUCAAUAUAACAUGUCGCUGUAGCAAAGUAAUAGUGCUUGAAGUGCGUGGUGGUGAGCAGCAGCAGUGAGUGGCAUUGCACUUCCUUACUUGUUACACUGACGUGUGGUGUAUGCUAAUGCUACUGCUACAACAACAACAACGACAACAAUAGAGACGGCAACAAAGAAAGAAGCAAGAAAAAAAACAAAAGCAGCAGCAACAGCAACACAACAAAGCAAUAACAUCAAUAACAAUAAAAAUAACACCAACAAAUAAAAACCAAAAACAAAACAACAACAGCAAACAAGAACAACAAAUAAAAAGGACAAAAUAAGAACAUCAAAUAAAUAUUUUCACUAAAGGGGGAUUUGUAAAAUCCCUAAUCCCAUAUUAAAUCGCCUACGUUCAAUUCGUAUCUCAUUUAUUGACCAAUUUCUUUGAUUUAAAAAGCAUUUUAAUCAGGAAGGAUAGGAGAACAAUGUCUGCUAUCGUUUUUUCUUGCACAAUAUUUUUUUUCUUCGAUGAAGUCAAAAAAUUUUGACUAUCAAAUAUUUGUCAAAAAUCAAAAUCAACUUGUAACAAAAAAUUCGAUUGCAGACUUUGUUCGCCUCUCAUAGUUUCAUAAGCUGCAAUAGCCCAUAUAUAUGUAACAGGAAUAACAACGGAGAAGAUAAUUUUUAUAUGCCAAAAUCCGCCAUUUUGAGAUAUAGCGUCAUAAAGUUUGAGAGGUAACUAUAAUUCACCUAUUGCAGCUAGGGACUUGAAAUUCACAUGAUAUAUACAUCAGAAUAUGUUGAAAAAAGAGAUAAAGUUUCAUUUAGUUAUUCCGAUUGGUUUCGUACAUAGGCCGAGAGUGAUUCAUGAUUUUAGGUUUAAUUAGCGGGGAGGGGAGAGGAGUGGGGAAAACAAUUUUUGUUAUAUUUCGCCAUAUUUCUUAGUAAAAACCAGUGUUUAACUGUUUAAAAUAAAUGAAAUAUAAAUCCUAAAGAUAUCUGAUGCAGAUACAUUGAUUAUAUGCUGGAUUUACGAAAAAAUUAUUAUAUAAUUUUAAUUUUCGUAUAUAAAUCUGAGUAAAAUAGUUAGCCCUAAAAUUUUGUGCUCUCGAAUGAGCGCAGUGAGAGAUAUAGAUUUUUCAUAGGAGACUAUAGAAAAAUGGGUAUGUCAGAAAAAUAUGGGAAAAAAAGGAAAAAAAGGAAAAAAAAAAAUUAUCAUACAUGUCUCGCGUCUGGCGAAACCGUGGCAUUUCAUGACGGAAGACUUAAUCACAUAAGGGGAAGAAAUUUUUAUCAAAACGUUAUAUAUAUCAAAAGAAGCGGAAAAAUGCAGAAAAUUAUAAAAGAAGAAAAAAAAAAAUUUCAGGUCCGGAUCGUGCAACCCUGCCUAAAAACAACAAAAGAACGAUAACAACAACAAUAAUAAAAUCAUCAUUAUUACUGCUGGGAUUACUACUAGUACCACUACUACUACUACUGCUGCUGCUGCUAUGACUACUACGACUGCUACUGCUAGAACUAUUACUACUAAUGCUACUGCUCGGACUAUUGCAAGUACUACUGGUGGGACAACUACUAUUGCUAGGACUAUUACUACUAAUGCUACUGCUCGGACUAUUGCAAGUACUACUGGUGGGACAACUACUAUUGCUAGGACUAUUACUACUAAUGCUACUGCUCGGACUAUUGCAAGUACUACUGGUGGGACAACUACUAUUGCUACUGCUGGGACUAUUAGUACUACUGUUGAGACUACUACUACUACUCAUGAAAAACUAUAGCUAUACUACAGCUAAUACUACUAUUACUACUACUGCUAAUGCUGAUGCUGCUGCUGCUACUGCUAGUACUACUGCUGCUGUUACUAUCACGACUACUGCUCUUACUAUUACUACUACUGCUGCUGUUGCUGAUGCAGCAGCUGCUGCUGGAGGUGAUGGUGAUGAUGAUGCUGGAGGUACUAAUAUUGCUAUAACAACAACAUCAACAACAACAACAACAACAACAACUACUACUACUACUACUACUACUACUACUACUACUACUACUACUACCACCACUACUACAACAGUCAGUUCAUUAGUAGUUUACAAUAAAAAUUUAGGCCACUUUUGUGUAGUGGUGGCUGAUUGUUGAGUAGCUUAGUCCCCCUGCCUCGCCACACUUCAAGUCCCUACCUGCACCUCACUGCGCAACAUUUUCUUGGUUUCUUCAUCACUGUGCUUAUGCCGCUUUUCCUUGUAUGCUGGUGUUCACUUGAAGUGCUCAUGAUGCUGUAAUAGAAUUAGUUAGAGAGAGAGAGAGAGAGAGAGAGAGAGAGAGAGAGAGAGAGAGAGAGAGAGAGAGAGAGAGAGAGAGAGAGAGACCAGCUGGGCCCAGGAGAAGGCUUGCGUAAGCUAGGGUGUGGAUAAGGCGUUGGCGAAGAAGCAGUGGACGGUAUUGGGGAGGCAGCAGAGGGGGUGGAGGUGAAGGUGGAGGUUGAAGCGGCUCCGAGUGUAUGGAAGGAUCUGACUUAUUCCACCUACUGCUUACUCGACUGACUGCCUCUCACCUUCAGUGUCAGUAGUUCUUCAUCAUUUCACGGAUUAAAAGUAGUUAAAAAAAAAAGACUGCAUUUUUUUUAUUUGUUUUUAUGGUGUUACUGUUGAGUGAAAUCUUUUCUCCUUACAAGUUGGGCCAUAUCUAUCCAGGAGUAUUUCCCGACUUGCUUCCCGUGAACACAGGCAUCACCACCGAGCUCAUUAUGAAGCACUUCUCCUUUUUCUCCUACUGCCCCUUCUUAAAUAGAGAAGACAUCCGUGUGAAUUACGAGGCCGUGCCCAUACAGGAGUGAGAGAGAGAGAGAGAGAGAGAGAGAGAGAGAGAGAGAGAGAGAGAGAGAGAGAGAGAUGGGACGAGGAGGCUUCAUUGACACAUACAAUAUCAGGAGACAAACUUGAAACCUUGAGAUACUGAUGACACUCAAGACUGCUCCUCCUCCUCUUCCUACUUCUCCUCUUUCACCUCUGCCUUUUGUAUAUUCCUCCUCCUCCACCUCAGUUUUCUCCUUCUCCUGCUCCUCCUCCUCCUCCUCC